Penicillium taxi is the source of this 1263-nucleotide messenger RNA. Its product is annotated as NUDIX hydrolase. The transcript has 2 exons. The record is from RefSeq and is a predicted model, not a curated record. Lineage: Eukaryota; Fungi; Ascomycota; Eurotiomycetes; Eurotiales; Aspergillaceae. Bases 1 to 1263 code for a protein of 420 amino acids. Gene Ontology annotation, molecular function: coenzyme A diphosphatase activity.
AUGAAAAAUUCCCCUCUUCAUUCAGAGCUGUCACAUCAUCUCCAUGGUGUGUUGACUGAGCUCCACCGACGACCCUAUCCUCAUGUUCCCAAUCCUCCGUCUUGCACGAAACGAGCAUCCGUCGCGUUAAUUAUAAGGAUAAAACCAACUUACGAACAUUGGCCCAGUUUUACAUCUCUCGUUGAUCAAUCCCUGCCGAUUGAGCAACGCCUAGAUGAAUUCUUCGCUCAGCCAUGGGUUCAGCAUGGGGAUCCAGAGGUCUUGUUCAUAAAGCGCGCCUCGAGAGUUGGGGAUCGUUGGACCGGCCACGUUGCGUUACCCGGUGGGAAAAGAGAUCCAGAGGAUGUUGAUGAUCGAGCCGCGGCGAUCAGAGAAGCAUCAGAAGAGAUUGGACUAGACCUGACGACGGAAGACUGUAUCAGUAUAGGCAAUUUGCCAGAACGAGUAGUCACUACGAGUUGGGGGUCUGUGCCAUUGAUGGUGCUUUGUCCAUUUGUCUUCCUCACCACUCGCAGUGACUCUCCUACACUCCAGUUACAACCCACAGAAGUGGCAUCCACGCAUUGGAUCCCGCUGCGAGCACUCUUAUCACGAUCUCUGAGAACAGUGGAAUAUGUGGAUGUGUCACAGCGGUUUACCAAACAGGGCGGGCUAUUCACUCGCCUUGCUGUCCGAUCUCUCGUGGGCUGGAUGGAAUUCCCCGCCGUUCGACUGCUCCCAUCAGAGACAGUGCAGUGUACAUCGAUCCCAGGAUUCAUACCUGAUGAGCAUAGUGGCAGCACAUCCUUACUGCAAAGAUUCAAGUCAUGGUGUGUUAACAACAAUCAUGCAGAAUCAGGUGACGCGACUCGUCCUCUCUUGCUCUGGGGCUUAACUCUUGGUAUCUUCGCCGAUUUCUUAGAUAUGCUUCCUCCCCACACUGCCGUGCAAUUGUAUCGGUAUCCCACGUUUACAGCCCCUGAUUUACGGUUUAUUUCCGGAAUACUGACCUACCACCUGCGCAAGUAUAAUUCCAAGAAGGCAAGCAUGAGCAUUCAUAUCAGCGAUACAGCAGUAGAUGGUGAGGCGACUGUGACUACCUCCAAUGGAAGUAACCAGGCUCUCAUUGAUAAUACGCCUGGGAACUCCUACGCCUUGGGAAUCUUGCUGCACGGUUACUAUGACCGACUGAGGACGGCUAUCUGGGUAUUCCUUGCCUGGCGCAUGGCCCUUGGAUCCGCAGCAGCAGUCACUGCCUGGAGGUUCUAUAGUCGACGCUCAUGA